Molecule: messenger RNA, 3392 nt
Organism: Anguilla anguilla (European eel)
Lineage: Eukaryota; Metazoa; Chordata; Actinopteri; Anguilliformes; Anguillidae
Gene: tmem63c
Product: transmembrane protein 63C
Exons: 23
Coding region: 144-2663 (839 amino acids)
Cellular component (GO): plasma membrane
Molecular function (GO): calcium-activated cation channel activity
Source: RefSeq, a predicted model, not a curated record
AGACGGUCCCUGAGCCUGUGGGAGUUCCUCUUGGUUCUCGGUGCUGAUGCAGAAAACCAAGAGCAUCCUGACCUGACGUUGACGAAAACUACCGUUGAAAAGUGAUGGCUGUAUGACUUGAGCCCGGGAGCAGAGGAGAACCCAUGGCAGGCUCGGAGCUGUCGGGGGCGGGGAUCCCCAGCGGGGCGAGGGACACGGAGCUGGACGUCCUCAGCUUUCUGGACACACUUGGGGCGGACAACGGGACGGCGGAGCGAUGCUACAGGUCCCACUCGCGCAGCAGCGUGCUGCAGGGCCUGCCCUUCGGGGGCGUGCCCACGGUCCUCGCCCUCAACGUCAUUCUGUGGCUGUUUUUGCUGCUGAUCUUCUCGUGCCUGCGGAAAGCAGCCUGGGACUACGGUCGCCUAGCUCUACUGAUGGACAAUGACAGUCUCACGUCCCUGUUCUACGGGGAGCCGAGCGAGAAGGAGAAGUCCCCAUCGGAGUCCAGUCCUUCGGACACGGAUGUGAGCAAGGACGUGGGCUUCUGUUCCUGGCUGACAUCACUCUAUCAUAUGAAGGACGAGGAGAUCCGGAGCAAGUGCGGCAUCGACGCCACCACCUACCUGUCCUUCCAGCGCCACAUCAUCCUGCUCAUGAUGGUGGUCUGCCUGCUGUCCGUGGCCGUCAUCCUGCCCAUCAACUUCUCUGGAAACCUGCUGGGAGACAGCCCUCAAAAUUUCGGAAGGACCACGGUGGCUAACGUCCCAGCACGGGACAGUUUUCUGUGGCUGCACAGUGUGUUUGCGCUGCUGUACUUCAUCAUCACAGCUCUGUGCAUGGCCCACCACUCCUCGCGUCUGGAGUACAGGGAGGACGAGAAGGUGGCCAGGACACUCAUGGUGACUGACAUCCCAAAGGACAUCUCCGAUCCUGGACUCAUCACUAAGCAUUUCCACGAGGCCUACCCCAGCUGCACCGUCACCGACAUCCGCUUCUGCUUCGACGUGCGGAAGCUCAUGAAGCUGGACGCGGAGCGGCGGAAGGCGAUGAAGGGCCGGCUCUACUUCACAGGCAAGGCCCAGAAGGAGGGCAGAAUCAUGAUCAAGACGCACCCCUGCGCUCAGAUCUUUUGCUGUGAUAUAUGUGGCUUUGAGCAGGUGGAUGCAGAGCAGUACUACAGCGAGCUGGAGGAGAAGCUGACCGACGAGUUUAACGCUGAGAAGAACCGAAUUUCACUCAAGAGGCUGGACAUGGCCUUCAUCACGUUCCGAGACGAGAGGAUGACCGCGGUCAUCGUCAAAGACUACGGCCGUACCCGUUGCCGUCGAAGACCCCAGCAGUCCAGCAUCACUACCGUGGUCCGGUCCCACAAAUGGGGUGUGGGUUAUGCCCCGGCCCCCAAUGACAUUAUUUGGGAGAACCUGUCGGUGCGCGGCUCCCGCUGGUGGCUCCGCUGCGUCCUGCUCAACAUCUUCCUCUUCCUCCUGCUCUUCUUCCUCACCACGCCCGCCAUUAUCGUCAACACCAUGGACAAGUUCAAUGUCACCAGACCCGUCGAGAGCCUCCGGAACCCCAUCAUCACCCAGUUCUUUCCCACCCUCCUCCUGUGGGCCUUCUCUGUGCUGCUGCCCUUCAUCGUGUAUUACUCCGCCUUCUUUGAGUCUCAUUGGACCAGGUCCAAUGAGAAUCAGAUAACAAUGCACAAAUGCUUUUUACUCCUGGUCUUCAUGGUGAUCGUUCUGCCCUCUCUGGGUCUCUCCAGCUUGGAUUUAUUCUUCCGGUGGCUUUUUGACAUUCACUUCCUGGAUGAAAGGGAUAUCAAAUUUCAGUGUGUGUUCUUGCCUGACAACGGUGCCUUCUUCGUCAACUACGUCAUCACCUCCAGCCUGAUAGGCACCGCCAUGGAGCUGUUGCGGAUCCCUGCGCUGAUGGUCUACGCCCUGCGCCUCUGCUUCGCCAAAUCUGAGGCGGAGCGCAUCCACGUGAAGAGGAGCCAGGCUUACGAGUUCCAGUUCGGCCUGGAGUACGCCUGGACCAUGUGCAUCUUCGCCGUCAGCAUGACCUACAGCAUCACCUGCCCUAUCAUCGUUCCCUUCGGACUGCUGUAUUUGGUUCUGAAGCACCUGGUGGACCGGUACAACAUAUACUACGCUUACGUCCCUACCAAGCUCAACCAGCGCAUCCACUCGGCUGCUGUUAGCCAGGUCAUCGUGGCCCCCGUCCUCUGCAUGCUCUGGCUGCUCUUCUUCUCCGUGCUGAGACUGGGUCCAAUGCGUCCCAUCACCCUCUUCACCUUUGUGUCCCUGCUGUCCUGUAUUGCUUUCUCCCUCUUCCGCAUAUGUCUGAAGAAACUACAGCCUGCCAAGCCUACCAGCUACCAGAUGUCUGAUCAGCCUGUAGAAGGAGGCUUCAAUGACACAGAGAGGAGCAGUGUGUCAUCCACGCCCAACUCCAAUCUGUUUGUUGCAUCAGUGCUGCAGGAGCCGGAGCUGGGCCUGACUCCUAUGGCGUCCCCAGCCCACCAGAGCUACGGCACCAUGGGCACCCGGCGAGGCUCCUCCCGGGGGCCAGAGGAGGAGGCCCAGUCACAGACCUACGAAACGGAGCUGCAGGAGCCCCAGGAGCCCCAGGACCCCUUUUCCUCCAGCCCCCUCACAGACGCCCAGGAGGGCUACCAGUAACACCCAUGCACCCCACAAAUACCCCCGCAAUCUUGGGCAGGGACAGCCUGCUCUCAAAUGCGACACCGCCAAGAAAUUAAAGAAUGAGAAAUGCGCUGCAGUUUUCCUUCAAACUCGACAUUCAACCCAACUGCCUCAAAGCCUCUAACUCAAAGCUUACCGGAGAGCUCCUAGACCUCCUCCCUGUUUGAGCCUUUGAAACCAUGGGCUCGGCUCACUGGUUCCACUGCUGAUACAGUCCCUCCUCCCCAAGAGUUAGCGAUGCCAGUUCCCAGUGUCUGACGCCGUCGGACCAGGGUAUCAGAGCGACGAAAUGACCACAUAUUCCAACUGCACAGACCCUGAGUGCAAAGCCUCCUCACCCUGGAGAAUAACCAGUUCUCUCUAUUGAAAAAAUGUCCUCGCUGCGUGCUGCCGACAGGCGCCGAGCCAGACGUCUUCUCCGACGGCUGCUCUCCCACUCCUUUCUGCCGUUUCUCAAGGUUUUUUUUUUUUUUUUUCCCUUUUCUGAAGCCUGGCACAUUUUGGUCUGCGUGUCCGUGCCGGCUUUGGCCGGAGGACCGGGAGCAGAUGCCUGUGUCGGUGGUGGCAUGGGACGUCGGCUGUGACAGGUGAACGUUGGCAGCAUGGCUUAUUCCUGACCCCUCGGCGCCGCCUGAACAUUCAUCACGGAAACCCGGCGCUGUCAGCAUCGGUUCACCCCCACCACACCACCACCCCCCCUCCCCC